This is a messenger RNA of Chilo suppressalis (striped riceborer), 7532 nucleotides long. The record is from the annotation of a GenBank genome assembly. Lineage: Eukaryota; Metazoa; Arthropoda; Insecta; Lepidoptera; Crambidae.
GUGUCUUUGCAGAAUACCAAAUUGAAUUUGACAAGUCUAUAUUUAAUUUUAGUUAGUUUUAGAUAUGAGUUGGCACGCCAGAAUUGGGCCCACUGAUUUCAAGUUUACAAAAAGCAAACACCAAAAGGCAAUUCAAAUUUGAAGUGCCGGCGUAACUUAGUGUGUUUUUAUCGCUGUGUAGUUUGUGUAGGUACUUAAUAAUCCUUUUUAAAUAGGAAAAGUAAUAAAACUGAGCAAAUAACCACUUCUUGUAAUAAGAGAUAAUGGCAAAUGAUAGAGAAGUGUUACGUGAAAUAUGGGAUGGAAAACUGCCCAUUUGUUUCCAACUAGCUCAAGAGGAAAUCAUGGAAAUUCAACAACCUGACCCUUUCUACGUUAUGGUGCCAAGGCUUAGUUACUUUCCAUUGGUCACUGAUAAGAUGAAAAGGCAUUUCCUACGUUUUAUAUCUCAAGAAAAUGCAGACAGUGAAAUGUGGUUAGAUUAUAAUGGACAGCCACUUAAAUGGCACUAUCCUAUUGGUUUUCUUUAUGAUCUCUUCUGUGGCAAUGAUCCACAAUUACCAUGGACCCUCACAGUACAUUUUACCAAAUUUCCUGAAGAUGUCAUUUUACACUGUCCUAACAAAGAUAUUGUUGAGGCACACUACAUGUCCACAGUCAAAGAAGCUGAUGUAUUAAAGCACCGUGGGCAGGUUAUGUCUACUAUGCAGAAAAAAGAUCAUAAUCAGUUGUGGCUGGGUUUACAAAAUGAUAAGUUUGAUCAGUUUUGGGCGAUAAACAGAAGACUAAUGGAGUCCCAUGGUGACAAUGAAGGAUUCAAACAUAUACCCAUAAGAUUAUAUUCUGACGAUGGAACAUGCAAUCAGCGUUUAGUCAGCCCAAAGAAUGGUGAUGGAAGUAGAAAGAAUUUAAAUCAAAUGAUAUCAGAGUUAUACCCUGAUAAAAAUGACGUUAAGUUCAGAACACAUGGUGUAACACUUCCUUUAGACACACCUCUACAAUGGCUGUCAGAACACAUGAGUUACCCUGAUAACUUCCUUCAUUUGUGCUUAUGUUGAAAAAAUAAUGUAUCAGUAUCGACUAUUUUACUGGACUCUGAAAUAUUAAUGUUGGCAGAUUUACAUUCAUACAUUAGCUAGAUCAUUUUUAUGGUAGAUUAACAAUGACGCUAAUUACUUUUGCGGUUGCACUGGCCGCUUUUACGGUGCCGGCGCUAUUAACACAAAUUUGGCGUCAGCAUCAUACUUUCAGAAACUGCAAUUCCUUUAAUGUAACUAUUUGUGUAAAGUAUUUUAUCUAUGAAUAGCUUAAAAUAAAGACUAAAUUAUUUAAAAUUUUAUCAAUAUCAAACCUGCUUAAAAAGGUAUCUGACGUAAACAGAUUCUGUCCUUAACCUCCUAAAGGAAAUUAAGAGUUCUUGUUUAUUAUAUUUAUUGAUUUAUAAAUCCAAAGAAGUUUCACUAGAACAAUUUCCGGUCCAUACAGCAGAUGGGACUCGAACCUCACAUCCACUAUCCGAGGAGAUGGAUGAUUUUGCCGCAAAAAAAACUUUCUAUAUAUAAAUUUAGCAGUUAAAUGCUUUAAAUAAAUAUAAUAAACUACCAUCAUCUUCUUUCAAAUGCCAAAAAAACAAAUAUGUACAGGUAAAAGUGUUACAUUUGAUAUCGUGCGUGGAUUACCUGCGAAGUGAUGAUGCUGCCUUGCAGCCUAAGAAAUACUAGAAAAAAUUUGACACGGCCAUGGUGGUCGUGUUAAUUGGUUAGUGCAUCCAUCUGGAUAACGGAGGGUGCGGGUUCGAGUCCCGCCUGAUGCCUGGACCGCAUGGAGUUGUUAUUAAUGUUGAAUUGAGAUGCAGUGUUGAAGAAACAAUGCCUUUAUGAGACGAACUUCUUAGCAAUCCAUGGAUUCACCGUGCUGGCAACACCAGCAUCGUGUGGCAGAAAGAGAAACUCUGAGCAGGUCCCGGGACCCAGCACGCUAAAGCUUCAUCAAGUCAUCCAUGUAAAAGGAUACAGGAAAGAUCAGAUGCCCUUGGAAAAUUAUUUCUUUCAUCCAGCGCAACUUGAUGUAAACUUUUUACUGCUAGGUAAAGAGCGGAUGCUGUACCAAAGGUAACCGUUACAAACUCAAAUUCUUUAAUUUUAUCAUGAGGAUCUUCUCUCCAAACUAUUCUCUGAAAGAUGGCAUCCUCAGCUGCCACUCUUAUUUGGCGAUACAUUUUAACAAUGUCUCCAAUGAUUCCAAUGGGAUAAACUCUCCAACGCAUAACAAUUUUACGUAAAUCUAACUGCAAUUUAGGUCCUAUCAUUAAAUCAUCGUUGAGUGACACACCAUUUUUAUUUUUACAUGAGGCAUCGAAUACCACUCGUACCUUAGAAGUAGUUCUCUCUUCUUUAAUCACUGCAUGGGCUGGAAGGUACCGCCAUAUUUUCAUCCCCUUCUUUCACCGGUCUCAUGUGAUCUAAUUCUAAGUACUCAUUGAUUACCUUUGCAUCUUUAGAAAAUUUUCUUUCUAAUGAUAAAAAUCUUUGCACAGCUAUAUCUCUGCUAUUUCCACCAAUACACCGUAGAAUCUUUUCGCGAAACGGAAAAUUGUGAAUUUUCCGUUUGUAACGUCCAUCCUCUGUUCUCCUUGUAGUUGCUGCGUAUAUUUCCUCGAAUCUUUGUUCUUCUAAGGUAAGUAUUUUCUUUUUAUUAUUUAGCUCAUCCUCAAUCUCCCAAAAUCUUUUUAAUAUAUCACUGUCAUUCAUUUGAGCAUGCAUUACUGUAAUAUCACGAAUUGUGUUCUUUUUGCUUUCAGGUGCACUCCCGGUAUAAUCCAGCCCAAGCACGUGUUCUGAGCAAGUAAAGGUCCAUUUGGAGAUCUCUUAAUACCUUCCAUAACAAUCUGACAAUAGACGUCGGCUCCCAACAGUACGUCGAUUUUAUUCGGCUUAUGAAACUCUGGAUCAGCUAAUUUUAAUUGUCCUAGUUCUAACCAUUCUAAUGAUUGUAAUUUUCUUUCAGGUAUAUUGGACGUGAUUGCCUUCAACACAUAAGCAUGAAUAUUAAUUAUGAUUUUAUUUAUUUUUUAAGCAUUUAACUGCUAGAUGUUUAAAUCUAAAGAAAAGUUUACUAGAAAAAAAAUGAAUUUUAAUGUCAACAUUGGACUCCACUAUAGAUUGCAAAUUAACCGUAACCAUAUAUUUCGAUACAGUUGUCUUAUUUGCACCAAGACCAGACACUACCCCUCUUACUGGAGUUUUCUUUAGCCUUAAGAACUGUACUACAUCCUCUCUAACGAGUUAGCCGAUAAAUUUAAUGAUCCUGUUUUGAAUAAAGAUUCUUAUAAAAGAGCAGCCCUUCAAAAACCAAAACCUUUCCUUUGUAAUGCUAGAUGUCGAUGAGGAUGAGGUUGAACGCUGGGUCUGAAAAACCAUUGCUCGGUUGGUAUAGAUGAAAUUUCAAGUGAGUUACUUUGACAUAUAUAUUUUUAAUUGUUGUCUGAAACAAGGCGUCUUUCCUGAUGCUCUCAAAAUAUCCUUAAUUACUCCAAUAUAUAAAACUGGCAAUAACGAUGCUAUUGAAAACUACAGGCCUAUUUCAAUUCUCCCAACCAUUUCUAAAAUCCUAGAAAAAAAUAUAAAUAACAGACUAAUUAACUAUUUGGAAUCAAAUUAUAUUAUCUCUGACAAUCAUUGGUUUGGUUUUCGCAAGGGAAAAUUUACUAAUGAUGCAGUACUAAGUCUUACUGAAUUUCUCACUUGCAAUCUUGAUUUAGGUAAAAGAUGUAUAUGUAUAUUUUUUGAUAUGGCAAAAGCCUUUCAUACGAUUUCCAUUCCAAUAGUUCUUGCUAAAUUAGAAAAUAUAGAAAAUCAGAUUAUAUGUCAAAUAGAUAUCAAUGUGUCAAAGUUAAUUCUUGCAUAAGCAAUAAAUUAAAAUUACAGUAUGGAGUUCCACAGGGAAGUAUUUUAGGCCCAACCCUUUUCCUUAUCUACAUCAAUGAUCUUUUGCAUCUGGAGCUUCCCAAUGGUAAAAUAAUUUCCUACGCAGAUGAUAUAGUUGUUCUUUUUAGUGCACAUGAUUGGGAUAGUGCUUUUGGUGAUUCUCAGGUUGGUAUGAAUGCUGUUCAGAAAUGGCUCACAACCAAUAGACUUUUGCUAAAUGUAGAUAAAUCUAAAUAUAUUAAAUUUUCGAUAAAAAAUCACCAAAAUUGUAAUACUAAUUAAAAAAUUAGAUUUCAUACUUUCUUGACUGACAAUAUUGUUAACCAUGAAAGUUGCUGUUCUUAUUUAGCCAUGGAAUCUGUUUAAUCUAUUAAAUACCUUGGUAAUAUCAUAGAUGAAAAUCUCAACUUCUACAAAUACAUUGAUCAAUUAUCGACAAGAAUUCGUAAGUUGAUGCCUAUUUUUAAGAAUAUACGUCAUGUUCUGGAACCACAUCGUCCAUACUCAUAGAUGCCUUGCUUUUAAAAUGAAUUGCCACCUAUUGAUCUUUUCAUUUAUGAGAUACGUAUUUAGUUUACUUUUAUUCAGUAACAUAUUGAAAAUGGUCCCCAUUUAACAAUAAAUCAAUGGGAUCUGAGUUGGUCAUCACCUUGGUUUUUUCUUUAUUUAACUCCAGGCCUACUUCAAUACUAAUUGUAGCUAAAUCUUGGAUCAUAGUUUCAAGCUUCUUUGGAUCCUCUUUGAACAAAACUAUAUCGUCCGCAAACCUGAGAUGGUUAAGUCGACAGCCGCUGAUGUUUAGGCCAAAGUUUUCCCAAUCCAGUUUCCUGAAGAUGCUUUCAAGAACAGCUGUAAAGAGCUUAGGAGACAGAGGGUCCCCUUACCUUACACCCUUGCAUAUAGGGAAUGGGUGGCCAAUACAUUCUAAUUUUAUGCUACUUAUGCUUUGUUCAUACAGGUUUUUAAUUUACUCCUUGUUGCUUUAAACUUGACCAUAUGAAGUGGUGGUUAAUCGUGUCAAAUGCUUUAGAGUAGUCAAUGAAAGCAAGGUACACCGGUUUUUGGUAUUCAUUGUAUUUCUGAAUAACUUGCUUCACAGUGUGAAUAUGGUCGAUAGUACUGAAGUUUUUCCUAAGCCCUGCUUGCUCUACUGGUUGGUUCUCCUCUAGCGUUUUUGAUAGUCUAUCUAGUAUCACUUUAGCGAACACUUUAUAUACAUUUGACAUCAAGCUUAUUGGCCUGUAGUUACCAAUCUCAUCUUUGGCUCCUUUUUUGUGAAUGAGUAUGAUGUGAGAUUCGCACCACUGUUUCGGAAUGAGUUCCGUGCGUAAGACAUCGUUGAAAAUUGGUGCCAAAAUUGGGCUUAGAUCCACAUGAGUUCCUCUCAUUAGCUCAUUAGGGAUUCUGUCAGGGCCAGGUGCCUUUUCUAGUUUCUGGGAGUUGAUAGCUUUCUCAACUUCUGCAGAAAGUAUAACUGGAACCUGGUUUUCUUCGAUUUGAGUUUUAGAGGUUUCAAAGUUGUAUUUCGUGGUAGUGUGAUGAUCAGAGUAUAGUGAGCGAUAAUAGUUGGUAGCUAAUCUUUGAAUUUCUUUGCGUUUUGUAAUGUCCCUCAGGUUUUUCUUCAUUUUAGGGAUCCAAUCUUUACCUUUUUCUCUAAGAACAUUUAAUGCUUUCUUUACACCACCAGUCCUUGCAAUGUGCUUUUCUUGUGUUUGUGAUCUCCAUGAAUGUCUAUCUUUUUUCAUGCUUUCUCUUAUUUGUUUGCUUAAAUUGUAUCUGGGUCAAAUUAUUUCUUUUAGUGACCUUUCUUCUUUAUGACUAACGAAAUCAACAAGAGAAUAGCCUAUGGUUGGAAGAAAUACUGGUUGAUGAAGGAAAUAAUGAAAAGCAAGAGUCUGGGGAUCCACAUUAAAAGGAAAGUUGUAUUUUACCGUGUUUGACCUACGGGUGUAAAUCUUGGUCUUUAAUGACGCAGCUAAGGGAUUAGCUGACUCAUUGUCAACGGGCUAUGGAGAGAAGUAUGUCAGGAGUAAGUCUAAGGGAUAGAAUAAGAAGUGAGGAUCUAAGAUCUAAAACGCAAAUAACAGACAUUCUAUCUAGAGUGGACAAACAAAAAUGGAGGUGGACGGGCCACUUGCUGAGAGGUACCAUAGACAAAUGGAGCAAGUGAGUGACAGUCUGGUAUCCUAGAGAUGGAAAGCGUAGGAGAGGACGCCAGUUUAGAAGAUGGGAGGAUGACAUCAGCUGUACUCUGGGUGCGUAUUGGGCAAGAGUUGCAGCUGACAGAGGUGAAUGGCGUCGGUUAGAGGAGGCAUUUGCCAAAAGGCACACAGAACUCUGUGACUUAUUGUAAAAUGUAUAAUCAAUGUUAUGUUAAGAAAGUUUUGAAAUAAAGGCUAUUUUAUUUUAUUUUAUUUAUUUAGUCUACUUUAGCAUUCUCAUGUCUGUGGGGGUUUAUGGCGCUGAAUGCUGAAAUACAGGCAUUGCCUAGUUCAGCAGCAGAGGCUAAUUAAUUAUACUUUCUGUAUAACUUUUAUUUCUGUUUAACUGUUUUGAAGACCUCCAUGGCCGAGUGGUUUGUACGCCAGGUUUCAUGGUGUCGCUGACUCAAGAGGUCCCGGGUUUGAAUCCCGGGCAGAUGUUUGCCUGAUGAAUACAAGCAUUUGUACUCCAGUCAUGGAUUUUUAUAUGUAUUUCUAUAUAAAUAUAUUUAUAUAUGUAAUGUUUAUGUAUUCUAUCCGUUACCCUAGCAUCCCAUAACACAAGCCUUACAGUACUUACUUUGGGGCUAGGCUAAUUGGUGGGAGUGUUGGAAAUAUUUAUUUAUUAUUCAUUUAUUUAUAACUAGUGCUAAGUUUGUUGCGUAAUCUUACUGUACUGUUUUUAUGGUCAAUACAUCUUAUUAUUAUUAUUAAUACUUGUUGGCAAGAAAACUGAUGAUUCCCCGUCUGACGCUGUCAUGCGACCAAUAAAUUUUGGACAUUUUUUAUUUCAAAAUAAAAUCAAAAACAUGGUCAACAACGGCGUUAAGCGGAGAGGCAAGAAUAGGAUCUUGGUGGAACUUAAGUCAAUCAUGGAUGCAAAUGCUUUCAUCAACCAUUCUUCCAUCGCUAAUGCUGGGUAUGAAGUUAUUAUUUCCAGGUAUAGCAUCAAAAGGAUGGGAUGUGAUUCAGCAGGUUCCAGUGGAGUGGAGUUUGGCAGAACUUGUGGACUCCCUAGAGAUACUAACAGGAUUUGGACCUCUGGGUCAGUGACACCAUGAAACCCGACAUACAAACCUCUCGGCCAUGGAGGUUGUUUAACAUUACCUGAGCUAUAGAAGAAUACUUACUUUACUUUUUUCUAAAUCUGCACAAUCAAAAUCUUUCUUUCCCAUAAAAAGCUUCACAUAACGACUCUGCAUACCAUUUUUGAAUAAAGCCUCUGCUAUAAUAGUUGAAGCAUAGUUUUUUCCAAUACCAGACCAACCAUGCAAACUUAUUACCAAAGCCUUCCGAUUUCUUUUAUUCACAUCAUAUACAGCUUCCUUAUGUGCAGUCAAAAUAUUAACCAAUUCAUUAACCAAUGGCUGACCAAACAUUUUUUGGGAUAUUGAGUUAUGCAACU